Hypanus sabinus (Atlantic stingray) is the source of this 1805-nucleotide messenger RNA. Its product is annotated as SEC14-like protein 2. Gene Ontology annotation, cellular component: cytoplasm. NCBI's taxonomy places the organism in Eukaryota, Metazoa, Chordata, Chondrichthyes, Myliobatiformes, Dasyatidae. Bases 550 to 1797 code for a protein of 415 amino acids. The transcript is spliced from 13 exons. The record is from RefSeq and is a predicted model, not a curated record.
CGGAAUCUGAUUCUGCGAUGUAUAAUCAACAAAGGGCGGAACUAAGACUUGUUCUAAAAGUAGGGUUUAAGGAGAGGACUGACGUGAAAAGUGGAUAGAUUUGCAGAGGGUACUUCGAUAUGUAAAUUGCGUACUUUAAAUGGCAAACGGAAGAAAUGCGAGUCAGGUAUUGGGGUGGUGAACCCACAGGGAUUUGGUGCAGAGUGUAUGAGCAUUGUAAUAGUCAAACGGGACGGGAAAUGGAGAUGACUUUCAAAGGUAGAUAUACCCAAUCGAAAUGAAAGAGGUAGACGUUGUGGUGGAAGAAACAGUUAACUUCAGUGAUACAGCGUUUUAUGUUGUGAUACGAAGGCAAUUACUUCGUUAUUCCCUUAUUAGAUUCUGUUUUCUGAGAAAUCCAGCAUGACGUUUUCAUUUAUAUAAACACUCGGGUCAGACCAGCAGAGGGAGGAAUAGGUUGGAGAGGCGGUGCGAUGCGUCAAGGGCGAGGCGAAGCGUAGCAACAUUUUCACCCAGAAGCGUGUUGUCAGUUCAACCACAGAAGCUGCAAUGAGCGGCAGAGUCGGCGACCUAAGUCCCAAGCAAGCGGAAACUCUCGCUAAGUUCCGAGAGAAUGUUCAAGAUAUCUUACCCAAUCUUCCUGUUCAGGAUGACCACUUCCUGCUGCGAUGGCUUAGAGCCAGGAGUUUCAACCUUCAGAAGGCAGAGCAUAUGGUUCGCAAGCAUGUAGAGUUCAGAAGACAAAUGAAAGUUGACACACUCACUAGCAGUUGGGAAUCUCCGGAGGUUAUCACUCGUUACUUUUCUGGAGGUAUGUGUGGCUAUGACAAAGAUGGCAGCCCUAUAUGGUAUGAUGUAAUUGGCCCUCUGGAUGCAAAAGGGUUGAUGCAUUCAGCUUCUAAACAGGAUUUUUUAAAAACAAAAAUUCGAGACUGUGAACGGCUGCGAGAAGAGUGUAUUAAACAAUCAAAAAAGCAUGGAAAGCAUAUUGAAACAAUCACAAUGAUCUAUGACUGUGAGAAUCUAGGAAUGAAGCAUUUAUGGAAACCUGCAGUUGAACUGUACGGAGAAGUGCUUACCAUGUUUGAGGACAAUUACCCUGAGGGAUUAAAGUCAUUGUUUAUUAUCAAAGCACCAAAAAUUUUCCCUGUGGCCUACAACCUUAUAAAGCAUUUUCUUAGUGAAGACACACGCAAGAAAAUCCAGGUUCUAGGUGGUAAUUGGAAGGAGGUCCUAUUACAAAAUAUUGAUGCAGAACAACUUCCGGUUUAUUAUGGUGGAACUCUUACAGAUCCAGAUGGCAAUCCUCGGUGUACAUCCAAGAUAAACGUUGGUGGUGAUGUACCAAAGUCAUAUUACAUCCUUGAGUCUAUUAAACAACAAUAUGACAACAUAGUCACAGUGAACAGAGGAUCUUCUUUUCAAUCUGAAUAUGAGAUUCUCUUCCCUGGCUGUGUUUUGAGGUGGCAAUUCAUGACUGAGAAUGCAGACAUUGGGUUUGGUGUAUAUCUGAAGACAAAGAUUGGAGAACGACAAAAGGCUGGAGAAAUGGUGGAAAUGGUUACCAACCAGCGAUACAAUAGUCACCUGGUCCCUGAGGAUGGAACACUCACCUGCGUGGAACCUGGAAUCUAUGUUUUAAGGUUUGACAAUACAUACAGCAUCAUCCAUUCCAAGAAGGUUAGCUACUCAGUGGAAGUGCUGCUGCCGGAUAAGGGGUCGGAAGCACAGAUGGAUGACCUUGGGAAGAAGACAAAAGAAAUGGAUGUCAAUGAAAAAUUGCAACAUCAUGAUUAAAGGAGUCU